Rasamsonia emersonii CBS 393.64 is the source of this 1047-nucleotide messenger RNA. RefSeq names its product Lipase/esterase. Bases 1 to 1047 code for a protein of 348 amino acids. The record is from RefSeq and is a predicted model, not a curated record. Lineage: Eukaryota; Fungi; Ascomycota; Eurotiomycetes; Eurotiales; Trichocomaceae. The transcript has 3 exons.
AUGCCAUCGCUUUUUUGUUCUGCCAUUUUGGAGGAAUAUCCUGAGAUGUUGUCUGAUUACCAAUCGCGAAUGCAUGUCCAUUUCAAAGACCUGAAUAGCUCAAAUUCAUCAAUUUAUCAGAAAAUGGACGCAGCAGAAGGCCAGAAAAAGGCCGUUCUCGGCUUCCGAGCGGCUUUCAAGAGUGCCCCAUGGAUCCCGAUAUCGAAAAUGCAGGCCCAGUCGUUCCGUGAACGACCGUUGAAGGGACCCAUCUUGGUCAGCAAGGUCAAGAUUCCCCGUCCGAAUGACGAGGAGGAAGAAGCUUUACGUUCCAAGCUAUGGGACGUCUUCAAAUCCAAGAGUGAAGGGGUGGAGAAGCUCGACCCUCCAGCGCCUUGUGCCAGCUCCUACGAUGGUGAAUGGAUAGGAGUGAGAAGAGAUGUGAAAGAUCCAAAAGCUCCACCGCCAGAUGUGAGCGAGCAGGAAAAGUUCCACGGCAUUCAGCAGAACCGACAGAACGAUAUCACACUCUCUUCUACGUAUCCGGAGGCGCGUGGUUCGGACUCUAUCUGGCCUUCCGAUCCACCGAGAGGGGACUUGCACUGUGACAAUUCUGCGCUGUGUCACCCGCUCAUCGACCCUUCGACGUGGACGGAUUGGGAGGGUAUGCCACCGAUGUGGAUUGCGUGCGGCGAGGAGACGUAUUCCGACGGGAUCAAGUUCCUAGUUAGGAAUAUCAAUGCGUCCGGUGUUCCGGUGACGUUCGUGGAGUACGAGUUCAUGCCGCACGUUUGGAAUGUGGUCAUUCCUUCCUUACCUCAGAGUCGGCACGCUAUGAAACUUUGGGGUGAGGCUUGUAAGGAGCUUGGUGCGACUGAUGAUCGCGCCAAAGAAAGAAAGUCAGAGGCUUGGUUUGUCAAGUUGGGCAAGUUGGAAAUGGUUAAGCGGGACUUUGAGAGGCUGUUGGAUAUUCCUAAUGAUGAGGUGUUGAGGAGGAUGAGGGCCACUAGGGAUGAACUGGCCAAGUAUGUUUGGAAGGGGCCGGCUGUUGGGUAUGCGAAGUUGUGA